CGAAGGACUGCAAAACAAAAAACAAAAAACAAAAAAUUUUGAAAAGCACCUUCGUUUGUAUAAAUUAUCAUAAGCACCUUCCAUAUGGCUUGAAGAUACCAUAAAGAGAAUUCAUAAAAAAAAUAAAAUAAAAAUAUCAUAGAGAAACAUCGACAAUGGCAGAAGCUUUGCUACUGUUUCUGCUUUCAUAUAUUUUGCAGCUUCAAUUGGAGGUUCUUGGAUUGGCCACUUCGUCUAAUCAUGAUUUUAGUUACAUGAAAUCUGUAUAUAAUGCAACUGAUCUACCAUUAGAAGACGUAUACGACUAUAUAAUAGUAGGAGGAGGCACAGCAGGUUGUCCAUUAGUUGCAACUUUAUCAAGAAAAUACUCUGUUCUCGUCGUUGAAAGAGGAAGUGCCCCUGUUUCAUACCCACAGGUCCUGAGUGCAGGAGGCUCAGGAGCUAAUCUCUUGCAGGAAGACGACGGAAAAACCCCUGCUCAGAGGUUCGUUUCAGAAGAUGGAGUCCCAAAUGUAAGAGGAAGGAUCCUGGGUGGUAGCAGCAUGAUCAAUGGGGGAUUUUUCUCCAGAGCUCAUGACCAAUUCUACAAUCAAUCAGGCAUUGACUGGGAAAUGGAUGUGGUCGAGAAAGCAUAUAAGUGGGUUGAAGACUCUAUUGUGUUCCGCUCCAAUUUGUCUUCUUUUCAAUCUAUUUUUAGAAAAGCUUUGCUUCAAGCUGGAGUUGGUCCUGACAAUGGAUUCACUCUGCAACAUUUGGUGGGAACCAAAUCUUCCGGUUCAACCUUCGAUGAACUGGGAAGGAGACAUGGAGCCGUGGAGCUCCUCAACAGAGGAGUACUCAAGAAUCUGAGAGUUGCGGUUGAGGCCUAUGUGGAAAAAAUCAUCUUCAGCUCUUCCAAUAAUGCAUCACGUUUAUCCGCAACUGGAGUCGUAUAUACUGAUUCGAAAGGGAGGACUCAUCGGGCAUAUAUAAGAGAUAAAGGAGAGGUGAUAUUGAGUGCAGGAGCAAUUGGGAGCCCUCAACUUCUUCUUCUCAGUGGAAUUGGAUCGGUUGAUCAUCUUUUUUCUCUUCGUAUUCCGAUAGUUCACACAAAUCCUCAUGUGGGAAAUUUCAUGGCCGACAAUCCUCGUAAUGGCAUCGACGUUGUAUCCCCAUCUGCAUUAGACCCUUCAAUUGGACAGGUUGUAGGAAUUACAAGUGACUUCAAUUACAUACAGGCCGUCUCUGCCAAUUUGCCAUUUUCAUUCCCUCAACCAUUCGGCCUGUUUCCCAACUCCACUUCUCCUCUACAAUUGAGUGUGGCAACCAUUGUUGAGAAGUUCUCGGGACCUAAGUCGACCGGUUCCCUCCGGUUGUUGUCAUCAGCCGAAGUCAAAGUUAGUCCCGCUGUCCGGUUCAACUACUUUUCUGAAGCGGUGGACCUUGGACGUUGUGUUAAAGGAAUGAGGAAGAUUGGUGAUUUGCUGAAGACGGAGUCCCUGGAAAAACUUAAGUUUGAAGAUUUGGAGGGUGCAGAAGGUUUCCAGUUUUUAGGACCAUCUUUGCCAAAGAACCAGUCUGAUGAUGCAUCAAUGGAGACAUUUUGUCGAAGCACAGUGACAUCCUACUGGCAUUACCAUGGUGGAUGCUUGGUGGGAAAGGUUGUUGAUGGUGAUUAUCGGGUAAAGGGGACAAAUUCACUUCGCGUCGUAGAUGGAUCCACAUUCAAUGCCUCACCAGGGACCAAUCCUCAGGCCACCCUUAUGAUGAUAGGCCGGUACACUGGGCUUAAGAUUCUGCAGGAAAGAAGAGCACCAAAGUAGACAGAUAGAACAUUGUGAUCAUCAUGUUUUUCAUUUAGCCUCAGAAAAAUCAGAAAAAGUCAAAAGAAAUCGAGGAAAAAUAAAUUCACAAUUGCAAAAUGGCCAUUUCUUUUUGUGUGUGAAGGGCCUUUCUUUUUGUCUUUGUAUAAUCUAAAUUAUAAUUUCAGAACUUUUCUUAGACAAUUUACUUCUGUUCUGAUAAUAUUAAUGAAACCAUCUUUACUUAUUACAAUUUAUUAUGAUACAA
Molecule: messenger RNA, 2049 nt
Organism: Ziziphus jujuba (common jujube)
Lineage: Eukaryota; Viridiplantae; Streptophyta; Magnoliopsida; Rosales; Rhamnaceae
Product: (R)-mandelonitrile lyase 1
Exons: 4
Coding region: 156-1802 (548 amino acids)
Molecular function (GO): oxidoreductase activity, acting on CH-OH group of donors; flavin adenine dinucleotide binding
Source: RefSeq, a predicted model, not a curated record